AUGUAAUUCGAAUCUCCCGGAUUCAAUAUGGAUUUAGAUUAAGAGCUUUAAGCUGAAUAGCAUGAAGACUUUGAAUAAUAAUAUUUAGGGUUUUGCUUACGUACAACAAAGAGAGAAACUUCAAUUAACUGUCCAAAUUUAUAUAGCUAAACUUAGAGUAUCAAGAGCAUGGAGGGGUUCAAUGAUUUAAACGGUCAGAAGAUGGAAAACAUCACUUUAAAGAGUAUCCAGUAGAAUACUCCAGAGACAAAUAGAACAUUGAUAAAUACCCCUACAAAUAAAUAGCAUUCAACUGGUUCAAGCAUGAUGGCGUUCUUUUUGAUAAAGCGAUUUUUGGAGAAACUGUAAAUAAAGAGAAGAAUAAUUGAGACAUUGAAUUUUACUCAUUUGAAUUUGAUUGGAGAUAAAGCAGCAGACAUGUAAAUAUGGAGUUUUAUUAUAGUAAUGUAGUAUUGCAAUAUACAAAGUCAAUUCAACGAGCAGGGUUUACUUUAAAAGCAAUGAAAAAACUAUUAAAGAUGGAAUCGUCUAUUGAGGAAACAAAAAUGGAAACAAUGAAGCAAUACUACUAAAAUAUGAAAAAGCAGGCAAUCAAAUUUUUAUAAAAUUUUAUUAAUAAAAUCCCUUUAAUAUAAUCUGAAUCAGUUUUCAAGAUGUAUUGGGAUUUAUUUGCAGUCGUAUUUCGGAUUAUAUUAGUUGUUUUAAUACCUUUAGAGGUGGCAUUCAAGACGAAAAUAAUGUUUGAAAGCAAUUUUCCUUUGACUGUAAUAAUAAUAAUAAUUCUAAUAAUGGAUUUCUUGAUUAGAAUAAAUACUUAGUAAUAUUUAAAUGGAUAAGCUAUAAGAGAUAGAUGGAGAUUAAUUGUAUAUUAGGCUAAAAAAUCAAUGCUAAUAGACUUUUUAUCAAUAAUGAUAAUGAUAAUAUUUUUAUCUAUUGAACCAUAAGAUUAGUACUAUAACCUAUUCACAUUAGUUACAUUAACACAAUAUUCUUAUGUUUAUGAAAUACUCUCAAAAAGUGAAUAACUCUCAUAUUUUACAAGACCUUAAAGAGGAAUAUUGGGUUUAUUAAAAUUUGUAGCUACUUUGUUUUAUAUUUUACAUCUGUUUAGUUGUGUUUGGUUUUGGAUCUCGAGUUUGUAAAUAGAAGAUUCUUGGAUAGAUUUUAAGGAUUUAACUGAUAAAUCUUGGCAAUUAUAAUAUUUGGAAGCCUUGUAUUUUGCAAUUGUAACAAUGUUGACAAUUGGAUAUGGUGAUAAUGUACCUAAGAAUCCAACAGAGAAAAUAGUUACAAUCAUAUUCAUCCUUGGAGCAUGUUUAUGGUUUUCGUAUAGUGUUAAUUUCAUAGGAGGUAUUAUGAAUGACAUCACUCAAAAUUAAGUUGAAAGAAAUUAAAAGAUGAGAGUUAUCAAUAAGUAUAUGACAAAAAGAAAUAUUCCUUUUGCUCUGUAACAUUAGUAUAAAUUAUGAUCUUAUUUUUAGAAUAAAGGAAUACUUAACUUAUAGGUGGAAAGAAGAUGAUGAAGUAGACUUAGAAAUAGAAUAAGCAUUAUUAGAUUAAUUAUCUGAUGAACUCAAAGAAGAAUUAGACAAAUAGGCUCAUAAGGUAUUUAUUGAGAAAUCUAUUCUAUUGUAAUAAUUUUUUAGUGAAGAGUUUAGAAAUGCUCUAUUCAAGAGUAUCAAAAGGAAAAGUAUUAUAUUUAUUGUAAAAAUUAAGUUAUUCCACCAGAAAAUACAUUUUAAAUUGAUUUUAAUGGUUAACAUCAUCUAUGUUUUAUUGAAUAAGGACAUUUGUUGUAUUAGCAUAAAGAUUCAAAACAAAGAUCUAAAAUGAAUACUAUAAUAAAUUUAGGAGAAUUUCUUUGUGUUAAAGAAUUUAUAAUUGAAGAUCCUGAAAUGGAACUAUUCAAAGCUGUUGGAUAUGUCAGUCUCUUAGUUUUAUCUAAAUAAGACUUCUUAUAAACUCUAAAAGAUUUUCCAGAAGAUUUUUAAAAAUACUGUUAAUUGAAAGAUUCAAUAAUACUAAACUUAGAUUCCGUAGUUUUAACAAAGAGUGUUUAUUGUCCUGCUUGUUAACAAUUUGAACAUUCAUUGGCUCAAUGUCCCUAUAUUUAAUUAAAAUCCAACAGAGAAGUAGUAAUAAAACGAUAUUAACAUUCAAAAUACUAAUUGAGAUCUUCUUUUACAAGAAGAACAUCAAAAAAUGUAUUUUUAGCUUUAUCAGAAAAGGAAUUAGUUGCAGAGUUUGCAAAAGUAUUUUCAAGCGACAAUUAAGUCAUAAUUAAUUAAUAACUCAAAAUUUAUCUUAAUCAUGAAUCUGAUUUAUUUGAUUCAAAUUCUGUUGAGCCUCCUCCUUCCAAUGAUAAUAUUAAAUUAACUCCAUAAGUGUAGUAAGGUUGCCUUCCUCCUUAAUAAACAGCUUGUGCUGAUUUAUUAAGCAGCAUUAGGAUUCAAAAAAAUUUAAUAAGAGAAACAGAUAUUGAUCUUAAAGGAGAAUUGAGAUAAUAAUUAAAUUAAGGUAGAAUUAUUAGGAAGAUGACUCUUCAUCCAUAAAAUAAAUAAAUAAAAAAGAGUACUACAACUACUUUCACAGUAAGAUAUAUUUAGGAUGAAGAUUUAGAAGAUUAAUAAAUGGCAAUAGAAUUUCAGAAUUAUCAAAAUGAAAAUAUCAUUCUUCUCUAUAAUAAAUUAAUAAAGUAAGAUCAAGAUGAGCCUAUUGUCAGAUAAGCUUUAAGUCAAAUUGAACCUCUAUUCUGGAAAUUAAAUCAAAAAACAAUAGAUAACUUUGAAGUGUUAAAAAAUUAUGACUAUUUUUUUUCUCAUCAUAAUGUUCAAUAGAUAAUUGAUGUAGUGAAUAAAAAUAUCCAUUCUUGGCAAAAGGAUAUCAUAGAUAAGCUAUAAAAAUUUAUGUUUUUCCCUUUCAAUUAUAUACUCAAGUAUCUCAAAUUAAGACGAAAUAGAAUGAAUCAAGCAAUUAUAGAGAAAAGCAAUAAGUUUAAAAGAAUAAAGAAUAAAUUAAGAAUGAUAUAAUUGAGGAAUAAUUUACACUUAAAGAAAAUGUCAACAUCAUCAAACAAAAACAUAAGAUUUAGUUAGAUUUUGCCAUCGUAGUUUCCAUCUUAAGAUUCAAUCAUUACCUGA
Paramecium primaurelia is the source of this 3140-nucleotide messenger RNA. Lineage: Eukaryota; Ciliophora; Oligohymenophorea; Peniculida; Parameciidae. The record is from the annotation of a GenBank genome assembly.